AUGGAGGUUUGUCAUUUCCUCUUCCUCGCUUUCUUCUCGAGGUGCUCGUGGAGCUUGGGAUGGCUUUUGCCCAUAUGGCGCCUAUUUAUGGCGCUAUUUCUUGGCUUCGUGGAUCGAGCCAGGGAGGAGGGUCUCAGGUUCGGUUUUGAAGAAUUGAAACAACAGUUUUGUAUUAAGGGGAAGAAUGGCUUCCCAGGAACAAUGAUUCUUGCCCCUCGGCCUGGCCGUUCUGUUCUAGACGGUAUUCCUAAUAGGGAUGACCGGUGGAGGGAGAAAUUUUUCGUUUUUAAGAUUAAUCCAGCCUCGGUCGGUGACUUCGACUUUGGGACGAUCCCUAGGGUCUGGUCCAAUGAGAUUGAGCCAUUCGGUUCUGCGCCUAUGACUCCCGAGCUUCGGGGGUUAAUUGCCACUUUGAGGCGAGGUAACCCUCGAUGGCUCGUGUUCACCGUAGAUCGAAUUAAAGCUGCUUACGCCCUUCCGUCGGGCGAGAACCGUGCUACUCCUAUCGGUUCAGUGGUACAUGUUCGACCCCGGAGAGGUUGUCGCGAUAAGAGGGCGAGGGAGAAGGAGGCGCUGCCCAACCGUCCUGAUGAGUCUUCUGAAGUCGGGUCACUGCAGCGAGCUCAGAAAACUCGGCAUGGCGAAGGUACUUCGCAAGUUGACCCGAGCGCUCGUAUUCCGGAUGCGCAGGAGACCUUUUCGUGGAUAUUUUCGUAUGACGAUGAGGUACCGAUCCUCAAGUACCCCGAACGUCUUGCUCUGAUUUGGCGCAAAAUAAGAGAGAAGGGGUGCGAGCUUCCUCCUCUAGAUGAUAUGCGUGAGCGUGAUGCUUACGUGCAGAUGGCGGUCACGAAUGAUAAGGCUAUGGAGGCGAGUAAUGAAUACGCCGCUUUGAUGGAGAAGCGCUCAGCUGAUAUUCCGUGUAAAGAGGAGGUCGGGGGUCAUCUUCUUAUGAUUCAACAGCUCCGAGGUGAGUUGGAGAUCGUUCGAGUAAUAGAGAAGCAGCGCGAGGUCGAGGUCGAGGGGCUGAAGGGGAAGUUGUUUGCUACUGAGGCGGAGAAGGUCGCUCUUCAGACUGAUCUCGACUCGAUGGAGGAAAAGCAUAGACGGGAGAUUGAGGGUUGCAAGGAUAAGCUCCGGAAGAAAAAGGAAGAGACGGCUGCAGAGAUUCGUUUGCAGGAGGUGCAAGCUCGUAUCGAGGCUUUGACCGAGUAUAUCGAAGACGGUUUCAAGCUCGAAGAGGAAUUGGUGCGUCUUAAAGAUCGGGAAAACUCGUUCGAUCUUGAUUAUGGCAUUGCCUCGGUGUCGGAUUCUUUCCUUAGUUCCCCGAUCUUCCUGAGGUUUCUGGUGAUUCGGUUGACCAAGAAUAACGCGAGUUGUUAG
Messenger RNA from Brassica rapa (field mustard), 1383 nucleotides. RefSeq lists its product as uncharacterized. Lineage: Eukaryota; Viridiplantae; Streptophyta; Magnoliopsida; Brassicales; Brassicaceae. The record is from RefSeq and is a predicted model, not a curated record.